Messenger RNA from Corticium candelabrum, 1656 nucleotides. RefSeq names its product BTB/POZ domain-containing protein 9-like. The record is from RefSeq and is a predicted model, not a curated record. The coding region runs from base 67 to 1362 and encodes 431 amino acids. NCBI's taxonomy places the organism in Eukaryota, Metazoa, Porifera, Homoscleromorpha, Homosclerophorida, Plakinidae. Gene Ontology annotation, molecular function: protein binding. The transcript has 2 exons.
GUUGGUGUGUACAUUUUUUUGUUGAUCUUUUUGCGCCCGGUUGUCUAGAAGCAUCGAAACUAGACGAUGCAGGUUCGUCAUCAGGACUUACUGCGUGAGCGGCUUGCCUUGCUCAUGGACAACCACAAAAUCGCCGACGUCGUGUUUGUUGUGGGAAGGGAAGAGAGGGAUUUCCCCUGCCACAGAAUGGUGUUUGCCGCUCAGUCCAAGGUCUUUGAAGCUAUGUUGUAUGGUGGAAUGAAGGAGGCACACACACGAGAGAUACCUCUUCCUUCAAUCACACCGAGGGUUUUUAGUCUGAUGCGUUGCUACAUGUACACUGGAUGCAUUGAUAUAGAACCAGACGAUGUGUUUCCUGUCAUGGCAGCUGCCGAUCAAUACGACUUGUCGGCACUCAAACGGGAGUGUGGAAAGAUGGCUCAUGAGUGUAUUAACUCAGAAAACGUUGCCACUGCUCUUCGCGAAUCUUCAAUGAUGAGAGAACACUGGCUGACAAGCGAAUGUCUCAAGUUUAUCGAUCAAAACGCUAGUGCUGUUGUUGAAUCGGAUGCAUUUCUUGAUCUGAGUGAGGAAGACAUCAUUAGCAUUAUGCAAAGAGAUUCUGUGGUCUCUGAAGAAAUAGACUUAUUUCAAGCAGUGGUACGAUGGGGUAAAUUUCAACGACAACGGAUGAGUCAACUCGAAGCCGAAGACAAAGUUCCUGCUCUUCCUGUUAUUUUGAAGAGCAUCUUGCCUCACAUUCGUCUCGCUCUGAUUCGUCCUAGCGAUCUCAUCAACAUUGUAAAGCCAACAAAUAUUAUUAGUAUCGAGACCCUAUUUAGUGUGAUGGCAUAUCACGUCACGCCCGAGAAUGUCGACCAUCAUGGAGUCAUGUACCAGCCACGACAAAAACCCUUUAUCGUUCAAGGUGCUCUUGAACAUUGGGGUUACUACGGAGCCGGUGUUCGUCAGUUUACGUAUUUGCCCAAACCCGAGCGAGGAGCAGAAGCAACUGACAAUAAGUCAAUAGUCUACCUUGGCAAGUGUGAAGACAAUGCCGGUUGUCGGUACACCGUAAGCGACAUACCAGCGGGAACAUACUACGUCUGGGUUUGCUGCAUCGAUCUGCCUCACAGUUUAAAGUGUCGUUCGUACGGAUCAUGGGACAACUUCCCUGCUUGCUGGGUAGGAGAAUCUGACGGUAGUUUGUUCUUGGUUCCGACGUGGAUAAGAAGCCAGCCUCAGAAGUUGCCAGCAGGUAGCCACACAUGGAAGUUUGGCUCAAAACCAGAUGGUGGAUUCUUUACAAUUGGAUGGGCUCAGUUUAUAUUCACAACCAACCCAGCCUUUGAACCAGUAGCUGGUCAUCUAUACAAUAUGUAGAUUCCAAGGUUCAAUGGUGUUAAUUAAUAUCAACAGUGAAGAGAAAAGUAUUCUAACUAUUUGUGUUAUGAACAGAGAUCUUGUAUAGAAAGUCAUAUCAUCACAAAUCAUUGUAUCUUCAUAUUGUUAUUAAUUAAUGAUUAUUAUAUUGACUUGACUACAAACUGUAGACUUGCCCUCCUGCCAUGUAAAGUCUAGAAGUUUUAUCUAAACCUCAGACACUCGCACUCCCACGUGACAAUUUGACUACUUACCUUGACCCCGAGUUCUGCUUCCCGUUCCUCUCGAGCACUU